UCAACACCCGUGCAACUAUUAGCAUUUGAGUCUGAGAUCAUAGAAGCAGUCACAAAAAUGACUUAAAACACUUUCUUACACAUUAAACAUUAAACAUACUGAUGAAAAACUUCUCAAGGGGAGACUCGGAUGAGAGCUGAGUCAUAACAGCCGACAGACUCUCCUGAUCUGUCUUAACUCAGAAGUGGCUUUCUGCUUACAGAGAAAUGUGUGUGUGUGUGUGUGUGUGUGUGUGUGUGUGUGUGUGUGUGUGUGUGUGUGUGUGUUAAUGUAGCAUUGCGCUGAAAUCUCUGUCAGAUCUCACAGCAAUAUCCUGGUUAGGAUGUCAACAGUUAACCACAGAGAAUAUUUUUAACAGGUUAUGCAUGUUGGUCUUUAGUAAUUUGCACACACACUAUGCUAACAGCUACAUCAGAUGUGUAAAACCAACUCCUACGCCAAGUGCUGCAUUACAGGUUGUUUGUAGCCUUAAUCUCGCUAGGCUAACGAGUGUCUAAAAGUCUGUUUAUAGUGAGUGUGUUAGAGUCAGUCAGCCCUAAAAGCAUUUUGUUAGUCCAGUUUAAUCUGCAGCAGUUUCUGAAGGCUCGUGUAAUGUGUUUUUCUGCCAUGAGUCCAAAGCAUCUUUGAAAAAAUAUUUCAAGCUGCCACAUAGUCACAUCAUGUCACACAUGAUAAGGAGCUCAAAAAGACAGGUGGUCUUAUAAAUGCUAACUACCAGAGAAAAUAAUUUUGACCGCUUCCAGGAGCCUGGAGAGUGUGUGACUGGUAAACUUAAAACACAACGUGUAUUAAUACUUAUACCAUACAGUGUUUAAGCUGCUUGUGCUGCUUAUCACAUGUUAGCUAACGUUAGCUGUUAAUGUUUAACGCUACACAUAUAUUUGCAGGAGUGGGAGAAAUCUUGUGCUACUGUUUAUGUCCAGCGUGAUGACGGAGACACUGGGAAACAUUGAGUCUGUUUAUUCAUUGCGUGACAUGUAGUUUUAAAUGAGGAAUCCACAACUUUCUUUCAAGAGCACAACGGCCAGUUCAGAACAGGGCAUGCCCAACUGCUAACGGCUAAGCUAAGGCUAAUUCCUCAUCAGCUAUCUCUACUCAGCAUUUUCCUCGCCAAUGUACAGUCUCUGGUGAACAAAAUGGAUCAACUGCGACUGUGGAUCACCGCUCAUAAAAGGAUUAUGGACCGCAACUUCAUGAUUUUUAUGGAAACGUGGCUUAACAGCAGCAUCCCCGAUAGCGCCAAUUGAGCUAACGGGCUGCUACAUCCUCAGGGCGGAUACAAUAGCUAAUGACUCUGGUAAGACCAGAGGGGCCUGGUGGACUAUGCGUUUAUGUUAACAAAGCUUGGUGCAUGGACAAUGCCAUUAUACAGAGGCACUGCUCUGUUAACCGAGAAUAUCUCAUAGUUACGUGUGGACUUUCUAUCUGCCCAGAGAGUUUAUAUCUACUGUUGUGACUGCAGCAUACAUCAGGAUGCUAAUGCUAAGCUUGCAGUGAAGUCUUCAGUUCUCUGCAGGUGCUUGUAUCGUCAAAUGAAUCUCGUUCGAAACAGUUACGCCAUGUCUUCUACGUCUACACAAAAGUUCAUGACAAAAGAUCGAGAGAACAACAUGGAUUUCAAUGUGAGGAAGAGAAAAAAGGAGGACAGUGAUGUUGCAGCAACACCCAUGAAAAAGAUCAAGGUUUGCAACAUCACCUGCUCCACUGAACCCUGCAACAAGGUGCAGGAGAGUGUUAAUAUGAGGAAGAGAAGGGCUAGUGAUGAUGGAAAGAUGCCCAGGAAAAAAACAAGGCCUAGUGAAGGAUCAGUGGAGAAUUUCAUGAAACAGUGGGGCAAGAGAGAGGCCAGUGUCGACGCAGGGACAUCAGCAAAAAGGAUGAGGUGUAGCGACAGCACCAGCAUCACUGUGUCCAGUCCCACUGAAUCCAGCGCUGAUGUAUCCAUCUCUACUGGAUCCAGCACUACUGGAUCCAGUGCUACAAGAUCCAGCUCUAGCUCUACUGGAUCCAGCUCUAGUGGAUCCAGUGAGAAAGUGAUCAUCAGCCAUAUCUUUAACAACGCCUCCCUGGAAGAGCAGAAAGUCUUUGAGCUGGCCUCCUCAGGAAGCACUAGCAGAGCUGAAUUUGAGAACAAGUAUGUCCAGCAAGCUCCGAUCGGUUCGGGAGGCUUCGGUUCAGUGUAUGCUGGCUUCCGUAAAGAGGACUCUUUACCAGUGGCUAUCAAGCAUGUUCCCAGGGAUAUGGUGAGGCGCGAACGAGUGGUUUGCAAUGGGAAGGUGUAUUACAUCAUUCUGGAGGUGGCCCUCAUGCUCAAGACUGGAGGUCUACCAGGAUCAGUUGGACAAUCCGCCGCGAUAUCCCUUCUGGACUGGUAUGCUCUUGAACAUGAGUUAAUCCUGGUUUUGGAAAGACCAGCCUACUCCCUGGACCUCCAAAAGUACCUCCAAAUCAACAGAGGCUCCCUGCCGGAACAUGAGGCUAAGAUGAUCCUGAGGCAGCUGGUGGAUGCUGCCAUUGACAUGCACGCCAAGGGUGUCUUUCACCGGGACAUCAAGUUAGAAAACACCCUGAUACAGCGUUCUUCAACUGGUGCCCCAAGACUCCGGGUGAUUGAUUUUGGCUGUGGCAGCUUCUCAACAAAGACGUCUUUCCAUUCCUUCUGUGGUACCCCUGCAUAUGCCCCUCCAGAGUGGUUUGACUGUCGCACAUACUGGGCUCGUCCCACCACGGUCUGGCAGCUGGGCGCACUCUUCUAUUCGUUGCUGAAUGAUAGAGAGUAUUUUUCAACAUCAGGCUUCAUCCACCACCACAUUAAAAUCGACAGUGAGCUGUCCCAAGACUGCAAGAUGUUGUUGGACAUGUGUCUGGCCAGAAACCCAAUGGAGCGUGCCACUCUGCAGGAGCUACAGUCCUUCCUUGCCCUCACAUAAUCCAGCCCUCCACCCAUCUAAGCCCUUCAGGUUGGUUCCUCCCACCACCUCACAUUGUCACAGUCAGGACAGCACCACACACAUAUCCACAUUGCAGGAAACAGUUAGCAUUGAAUAAUACUCUGUGAUGUCUGUUCUUUGCAUGGGAUCCUGCUGUCACUGUUUCUCCUCCUGCUGAGAUGCGCUGGAGCCCACCUGACCUCCAUCACUGUCUGCUGUGUGUCCUGCUGCAUCCUCAGAAAUGGAACAUUAACACCAGGGAGGAAACUGGAAAAAACACAGCAACAACAAAAAUGGAUCCUGUAGCCAUCCAGCUGUCCAGCCUAAAAGUUUGCAAUGGGAGGCUGUUUGACGUCAUUCUCAAGUUGGCCCUCAUGCUCAAGACUGCAUGUCCACUAGAAUCAGUUGGAUAAUCUGCCACGAUAUCCCUUCUAGACUGAUGAUCCUGAGGCAGCUGGUGGAUGCAGCCAUUGACAUGCACGCCAAGGGAGUCUUUCACCGGGACAUCGAGACCUUCAGGAUCCUGCUGUCACUGUUUCUCUCUCUGCUGAGAUGCGCUGGAGCCCACCUGACCUCCAUCACUGUCUGCUGUGUGCCCUGCUGCAUCCUCAGAAAUGGAAAAUUAAUACCAGGGAGGAAACUGGAAAAAACACAGCAACAAAAAUGGAUCAUGAAACUGUCCAGCUGCCCAGCCUUCCAUGUGGAGGGAAUCUCUCCAAUUUCCAUACAGUCUCAGAAGUUUUUCCUCGUCUUCUUAGAGAGCUUGGGCUGGGUCAAGAACUAUAGCUGAUGUUCGAUCUACAAAUAAAUCAAUCUUCAGUUGA
Messenger RNA from Thunnus maccoyii (southern bluefin tuna), 3754 nucleotides. Its product is annotated as serine/threonine-protein kinase pim-2-like. Gene Ontology annotation, biological process: regulation of mitotic cell cycle; protein autophosphorylation; negative regulation of apoptotic process. Gene Ontology annotation, cellular component: cytoplasm. Gene Ontology annotation, molecular function: protein serine/threonine kinase activity; ATP binding. Lineage: Eukaryota; Metazoa; Chordata; Actinopteri; Scombriformes; Scombridae. The transcript has 12 exons. The record is from RefSeq and is a predicted model, not a curated record. Bases 1533 to 2930 code for a protein of 465 amino acids.